Prunus persica (peach) is the source of this 612-nucleotide messenger RNA. RefSeq lists its product as uncharacterized. Lineage: Eukaryota; Viridiplantae; Streptophyta; Magnoliopsida; Rosales; Rosaceae. The transcript is spliced from 3 exons. The record is from RefSeq and is a predicted model, not a curated record. Bases 132 to 479 code for a protein of 115 amino acids.
CUCCGAAUGAGCUUGAUUCGCAUUUGAGUCGUUUAUUAUUACUGCCCAGCACUGACACUGGGCUGAAGAAAGGAAAGAAAGAGACUUUCAUAAAAAAAGAUGAAGAAAGAGACUCAAAGUUGAAAGCUUCAAUGGCGUGCCUUGUGUCCAUGACCCUCUCUGUACCUCUCUCAGCUUCACAUUGGUUCACAAAGGAAAUAGCUCCGAGAAAAUCAGUUUUUGUUGGACUUUCAAGCCUACCAACUUCAGGAACAGCUGCAAAGCCUUCUGCCUCCUGCAGGACAAAUACGGGCAUAUCGUCUUUGAAUCGGAGUUGUCAAGAUCAUCUUUUAAUCCCCUCAAAACCUCAUUUUGAAAGAAUGUAUUGUUGUUUGAAUGUAGAUUCUUGUAGCUACAUGAUCAUAUCUGGUUAUUGGGUAGGACCUGAUAUUGAUGAUGGUUGGGGAUAUGUGGAAGCUUUUGUUAAUCCAAUUACUUGAGCAUUUUUCUCCAUUCCAUUGGUUUUUUUUUCUUUCUCCUUUUGGCAACCGUUUAUGCUUCUGUUGUUUGGCCUUACUGGAUGGAUAUCAAAUGCGGAAGAAAUGAGGAAAUGACCCUAUUAUCUUGUCUGAA